Molecule: messenger RNA, 2480 nt
Organism: Cryptomeria japonica (Japanese cedar)
Lineage: Eukaryota; Viridiplantae; Streptophyta; Pinopsida; Cupressales; Cupressaceae
Product: protein RTF1 homolog
Exons: 2
Coding region: 301-2178 (625 amino acids)
Cellular component (GO): Cdc73/Paf1 complex
Molecular function (GO): DNA binding; RNA polymerase II C-terminal domain phosphoserine binding
Source: RefSeq, a predicted model, not a curated record
UAUCCUUGUUGUCUUUUAAGUGCUUCACACUCCAACAUAAAAUUACGUCGACUGUGAGACCCUCAAUAAAUAUCGGGUUGGUCGAAAUUGUUGUCAGUUAAGGAAAUUGUUAAGGAAAUUCACAGAAUUUCUUUUUCGCCAGUUCGUUUGGGCGGUCAAAGCAUUUGGGCCUUCGGAUUUACCACGUAGGGAUCCUUGCUGCCUUUUUGCGCAGCUAUUCUCUGUCUUUUUUUUGAAUAAAUGACACACGCACAUAUAGAAGCCCUUUGAAGGUUGUGUUUGUAAAAUCAAGCAAGGCGUAUGGCGGAUCUUGAGAAUUUGCUGCUAGAGGCAGCUGGUCGAACUAAUGCCCAUGAUGGAAAGCAUAGGAAUCGAGCUCCAGCAAAGAGGAAGCAAUCCGAUUCCUUUUCAGAUGACGGUAGUGACUCUAAUUCUGAGAAUGGAGAUGAUUCUGAUGAUGCUGGAACAACAAAUAGAAAGGCAUCUGGGUUAAGGAUGCCUUUAAAGAAGAGAUUUGAUUCUGGUGAAAAAGACAAUGACGAUGGGGGACAGAGAGAUGAUUCGGACAGUGAUGGAUUAUCGUUUGGGAGUGAUUUGUACAAAGAUGACGAAGAUAGAGAGCGGCUUCGAAAGAUGUCUGAACUAGACCGGGAGAUGAUUUUGGCAGAGAGAGCAGAGGCGAGGGAUAAUUUUUUGAUGCGGAAGAGGGCUGAAGCUCGGCAAAAUGAAACUCGGAAUCAGAGGGGAAAAGAUGUAGGGCCACCAUCUUCACGUAUGCGCUCUUCUGUGAAAUCUACCAGGUCAGUGAAAGAAAAUGCGUUAAAUGAAUUAGUUGCAAGGAGACAGAAGGCACAGGAUUCAGAUGUGCAACGAAAGCGAAGGGACACUGCUGGGUCAUCUAGAGGACGGGAUUCUUCACCUGGCAAGCGAAAGUCUCAUGCUAGCCCUAGUGUUAGUCCAUCAUCCUCUAGCAACAGGGAUCAGAGCCCAAGCAGUCGCGGAGAUUCAGAUGACAGUGACGCAGAAGGCACAAAUACUAAUAUUCCUUCAUUUGAAGAUAUUAAGAGUAUAACAAUCCGGAGAUCACAGCUUGCCAAGUGGUUCAUGGAGCCAUUCUUCGAAAAGAUCAUUGUGGGUUGUUUCGUGAGAAUUGGGAUUGGUAUAUCAAGGUCAGGACAACGUAUUUACCGUCUUUGCAUGGUCAGAAAUGUGGAUGCAACUGAUGCUGACAAGCAAUACAAAUUUGAGAAUCGAAUUACCCACAAGUACUUGGAUUGUGUUUGGGGCAGUGAUGAUAGUGCAGCUAGAUGGCAAAUGGAAAGGGUGUCUGAUUCGCCCCCUCUUGAGAAAGAGUUUAAGGAAUGGGAACGGGAAGUAGAGCGCACCGAGGGCCGAACUUUAGGUAAAGCUGAUGUGGAAGAGAAAAAAAAUGCACUGAAUGAUAUUAAUAAUUUUGUCUACUCAGCAGAAACUGUAAAGCAGAUGCUACAGGAGAAGAAGAUGGCUUCUGCAAGGCCAUCAAAUCUGGCUGCUGAGAAGGAUAGGCUGAGGAAGGAGAUGGAGCUUGCAGAGAGCAAACAUGAUUAUUCAGAAGUAGACAGGAUCAAGACAAGGUUGAAAGAAUUAGAAGUACUUUCAAUUCAGAGAAAAAGCAAGGAUGCAAAAGCCAUAAUGCUUGCUGAGAUGAAUAAGAAAAACAGAUUCGAAAAUUUUAAGAAUGCUUCAAUGAUCAAGCCUGCUAAUUUUAAUCUUAAAGCAGGUGAGGCUGGGUAUGAUCCUUUCUCUCGUCGCUGGACUAGAUCACAAAAUUAUUACAAUGCAAAGAGUGGUGCUACUGAAGUAAAUACGGAAUCAAACAAAGAGACAGAUGCAACUCAGGCAGGGGAAGCAGCGACGGCUAAGGCAUUGGAAGCUGCUGCAGAUGCUGGAAAGCUUGUAGAUACGGAAGCUCCUGUAGCUGAAGGUACAAAGUUAUUCAGUUUGCAUGAUUUUGAGCUUACCAUAUCACUAAAUGGACUGCAGAAGUUUGGGGGUGCUCAGGGUGCCCACUUGGCUUUUAUGGCUAGAAAGCAAAGGAUUGAGGCCACCUGUGGAGUCCAGGUUCCAAGCAGCGAUGGAAGGAGGCACACCUUAACUUUAUCUGUGACUGAUUACAAGCGCAGGAGGGGCUUGCUCUGAAAAAAAAAAGAAAGAACAACAAUUCGUUCUUUCAUUGCUUCACUUUUUUAAUUUUGAAAUGGAGCAUCGCACUAUAGGCUUUCUAUGCCCUGAUUGGUUUGCAUGCAUGCACUCAACGAGCUCAAGUUUACUAUAGCAUUAUUGUCAAAUGAUUAUAUGAUUUGUCUGCUGGUUGGAUACGUUUGCAAGUUAGUAACUGUUGAAAAAAUAAAUUUGUUUAAGGGACCAUUCUCAUUGGAGAUAAGUGCCUUUGGGAAUCUUGUUAACAAUUAUUCUUAUAUUUAACUUCCAUUUGACAAGUU